CAAAUCCAUAAUAAGGAAGGCUGCAAGGGUGCAAGGUUGGUUGUUGACACAGACAGUGUAAGAAGACGACCACCCAAGCUAGCUCCAGGCCGACCCUUGAAACCCUCAUCGACUCAUGGGUCUUUCCGGUUCUUCUCUUCGCCGUUCCGAAGAAUCAUCAUCCUCUUCCUCCCGACAACCAAAGAGUCUUACUCAAGUUCAAGACGAGCUUGUCAAGAAAUAUGCUUCCGGUGCUGUGGUUAUUCUGACCAGAACUCCUCCGAGAUCAGCUGAUGACUUUAGGCGGGAGUAUCUUCUGCAGAAAUACCCUACUUGUGAGGAAUGGAUUCAACGGUUCUACAAGUUACAACGCCUCUGUAGGAGCAAUUGCCCUGAAUGGUCCAAGAUAAGGAUUGAGACCUGUGGCCUUGAGGUUUGCCCUGAAAAGUUACUGAAUGACUCGACUUCCGUUAGCUUGCUAAUGACUCAAAUCUAGUUGCGUCCGGAUGUGAAGAUCCCCAACAGAGGCUUGGUUUAUUUGCAGUUGAUCUGUUGGAAGAUUUGUAUCUUUCCUCCCUUGAUAGCUUGCAUUUUAAUUAGACGAAACAAAUAAGUAGAGAAGUUAUGGCCUUCUGGGAAGGUGGCUAAUGUCUUAAAACUCAGUCUUGUAGAUGAUUUGGUCAAUGGUUUGAUGUGGUUGAUCAUUUUUAUUUGUGUUCCUGUUGAUUAGUGUAUGCUUUGUUUGAUCUAACGAACGAGU
Messenger RNA from Rosa chinensis, 739 nucleotides. RefSeq lists its product as uncharacterized. The transcript is spliced from 4 exons. The coding region runs from base 116 to 475 and encodes 119 amino acids. The record is from RefSeq and is a predicted model, not a curated record. NCBI's taxonomy places the organism in Eukaryota, Viridiplantae, Streptophyta, Magnoliopsida, Rosales, Rosaceae.